AUUCGGGUUGGAUAGUGUGAAAACCGUGCCCACCCAUUACCCUCUAUGUUUGGGUUCAAAUUUUACUCGUAACCACCAAAAAUUCUUCAGGUUUGGAUUUUACUCUAUCCAACUAGAUCGGAUUCGGGCGGAUACCCACGAUUACGAAUAUUUUUGUCAUUCCUACUACAACACACAAAUUAAUGAAUUUUUUAAAAUACUAGAAUCACAGAAUUUCUCCUUUUUUGAGGAUACAUCCAUGUACAUAAACUUAUUGAUCCAAAUAAAAUUUUAGGCUUAAUACCAGAAAAGGGCCCAUAGUUUGGAGUUUGGGUCAUUUGUACCCCUAUGUUUAUCCCGCGUCACUUUUGUCCCCAAGAUUAUAGUCCGUUAACCAGCUCCGUUAGUUUUUGACCGUCAACUGUUGACCGAUGACGUGUCAACCAAAAAAAUGAUUAGUUUCCAUGUCAUUACAGAAAACAUGAUUUUUUUUUGUAAAUUAUAAUUACCGAAAAAAAAUUCAAAGCAAAGUAAAGUAAAAACGAAGUAAAAAGGGGAGCCUGGCUUUACUCGAUCCCAAAUCUCUCCUUCCCUUCUCCUUCGAAAAGCUCCCAACCCCAAGGAACAACGACUCCUUCAUCGUCGAUCUAGGAACGGAGAAGCGUGGAUUCGGCGGCCAGUCGUCGUCGGGACAGCGUCGCAGGCUUCAAUCACAGCGGCGGACUGUCGAACCAACCCACCUUCGACUUUAACGACGAAGACUCCUGACGCCGACGACCUUCCUACAUCAACACCGACGCCGACGAUUGAGGAGUUGGCGCCACUUUCAUUGUGAAGCAGCAAUCGAUUGGGUCUCGAUGUUGGUUUACCCCCAAUUCUCUCAGCCUUCGACACUCUAUCUUAACUUCCCCCAACUUCUAGGGUUAACUGUUUUCGCAAAAAUUAGUAGGGAACAAAGGGAAAUAGAGAAUGGGGAAGGUGGUUGUGGUAUUUGAAGUUUGUACUGAAGAGGUUGUUGUAGAGGGACCGCGAAUUGGGUUGUGAAGACGAGCAUGCCCUUGUAGCCGAGCAAAAUUGGGUAUGUACGUCAUUCUUUCAAUUGCUUUAUCGUAAUUUUGGAAGCAUUUGGUUGUUUGUUUAUAGUAUAUCUCCAACUUGUGAUUAAACAACUCUUGAGAAUGCAUGCUUCGAUUAGAAAAAUUCAUUAUCUAACCAUCUAUUCUCAACUUGUUGGAACCGGGCAGGAUGGCAAAUGACACUAUCGACCUUAUCAUCCAUCAUGGUGGUCACAUGGAUUAUUUGGAGGGCAGCCCGCGUUACCUCAAUGGGAAGUGUGAAGAAGUUAGCAUUGAUAGGGACUACAUAUCAUAUUUUGAGCUCGAAUCGGUGGCCACUCAUUACUUCCACUAUGCAAGAGUCGAGAGAAUGUGGUAUAUGUCACCUUCAUCAACCAUUGAAGCCGGUCUGUAUGAGGUAAAGUCGGACAAUGAUGUCAUGGAUGGAUUGCUGCCAGCAAUUGUGAAUUGGCAGAUUGUAAUAUUCUUCGAAUGCACUGAAGAUUUGGCUGUUGUGGACGACAAUGAGGCUGAUGCUUGGGGUUAUGGGGACGAACAUGAAUAUGAUGGUGAGGGUUCUGUGAACCGCGAUAUUAUUAAUCAUUUGAUGGAUGAUGACUGUCGAACUUCAGAUGAUGAAUUUGUUGAAGCCAUGGGGAAUCUAGGCAUCCAUCAACGGAGGAGGAAAGUUCAUACUAAUGAAUGUGAUUCGGGAGAAGAGGUUGAGCUAUUAAACCAGUUUGAAGAUGGUGCUAACUUGGAAGCUCUUAAACCCAAACUAUAAGCACAUACGAAACAAACGACAACCUAGUUCCCACCACCUUCAGCUCACGAGAUAACCUAACAUUUUCCUCCUUAAGCUAAGCUAAAUCAUGGCAUGAGCGAUGCUUUGCCUUCUUCCUUCGCUCGCCCUUAUCUUCGGAAGCUGUCAAUCUCAUUUUAAGUGAAGAAAUCUGCUUCUUCAUAUCAUCGUUCUCUGCCGAAAGUGCUUAAACAAUAUCCUCUUCUAGACCAGGACAAUACUGAUCCAUCCACACAAAGUAUUUGCAAUCCACCGUUUCUUCCUUCCAAAAUGGGCAACGAUAAAAUUCUCUCCCCGGAUUCCUCCCAGUUCCAGAGACAAAAACAACAGCUGGACAGUUAUGAACGCACCGAGGCACAUGAGAACUAGCAUAGCUCGAUUCGAUUAAACUCUUCCCUUUUUUCCUUGCAUUCAUUGCGAUAAACUUGGAUUCUUAAACCCUCCAAUCUGGUACCCAGUCCACCGCGUCAGUCUACCCUUCGAUUCAUCGCUCUUGCCUUCGAUCUGCAACCCCGGCGUCGUCUUCGUUGCCCUCGAUUCCGCCAAAUCGUGCCGUCUCUGCUCCCCCGGCUUCGUCUUCGCUGUCCCCGAUUCUGCCAAAUCGCACCGUCUCCGCUAUCUGCUCCCCCAACACGCUCUUGUCUUUGGUCACCGCCGCAUCUCUUCGUGCUCUGCUCGUGGAAAGAGAUAAGAUGAGGAAGAUAAAGAUAGAAGGAAUAUAAGCGGUGGGUGAAAAUGUGGGUGAAUUUUUUUUCAUUUAAUAAAAAAAAAUCUGACGUGUCGGUGACAUGGCAGACACGUGGGGCACAAAGUCAACAAUAGGCUUACCACCGUUAGGUUGACCGUCAAGUCUAAUAGUCAACGAAACGGGUAGGACAAAUUUGACAUGCGGACUAUAAUCUUAGGGACAAAAGUGGCGCGGGAUAAACAUAGGGAUACAAAUGACCCAAACUCCAAACUAUGAGCCAUUUUCUGGUAUUAGGCCAAAAUUUUACUGAACCUAUAUCCCAAACAAAAGGCAAGGAACCAACACAUCCCAGUAUUUAGUUGUGGCAUUAUUUGACAUUUUUGCUUUUGCGAUAAGAACCAAAUAUAUAUGGUCACAUCUUGAUCAUUAAAAAUAAAAAGAGCUAAUGUAUAUAGUUUUUUUACAGAUAGCUUGAAUUACCAAGCAAUCGAAAGAUACAGAGUUUAACCACCUUAUCAAAGUCAAUGCAUAAAAAUCAAAACAAACCAAAUCCAUUAUGUGUAGCGUAAGAACUUUACGCAUCACAAAAUCGACUUCUUACACCAAUGAAAUCUCUACUAGUAUAUCUUGUUCAUUUUGCAUAAAUAAAUUUUCAUGCACAGUUUUAUCUAGGGAUAGCUUGAAUUACCAAGAAAUCAAUAGAUACAGAGUUUAACCACCUCAUUAAAGUUGUCCAUGCUCAAAAAUCAAAACAGAACCAAAUCCAUUAUGUGUAACGUAAGGACUCUGCCUGUCACAAAAACCAGCAAUGCUAUUUGAAUUACGAUGAAUAAACUAAACCUAGAAUCACUGGUAUACUUCAACGGACCCAUAAUCUAUGCUAUUAUCACUCGACCUAUCUUGAUGAGCCCAAUAUAUCUCUAUGUUAGUCAUCUUCUUAAGUUGCUAUAUAUUUCAAAGUAGUCCACACGUACGUGUAACAAAUUUUGAAGUAUCAUAUAAUUGAACUUCAGUAUGUCACAACAUCAUCAAAUAGUCCUACAUGUAACAAAUAUGAACUUGAUCCACAUCAAUUACAAUGAAUUCCAUAGGAGGGAAGGAAACAAGUGAAAAGGCGGAGAACAGUAAAUAAAGACCGGUGAAAGAGCAAGAUCGUACUGUGGGAAACUCUUGAAGACAUGCAUGAAAUAUAUAGAAUAGAGCAUC
Molecule: messenger RNA, 3730 nt
Organism: Linum trigynum
Lineage: Eukaryota; Viridiplantae; Streptophyta; Magnoliopsida; Malpighiales; Linaceae
Source: the annotation of a GenBank genome assembly